AAUGUCAGAAUAUUUUAGAAAAUACAUUAAAAAAGAAUAUUAUGGAAAUCAUUAGUAAUUUUUAUUAAUAAAUUAUUUAGUACUAAUAUCAAAUAUAAAACAUCAUUUAGAAAUUGUAUUUUAGAAGUAUGAUUGCAUGAAUAAUGAAAGGCAUUUAAGAGGAGAAAUUGGAAAGAAACUGAUGGUGACGAUUGGGAUAUUAUGUGGGCUGAGAAAGAAUGGAUUCAUGAAGUUAUGGAUCAUAUUCACUUAUAAUCUCAUUAAAAAAUUAAUCAUUUUCGUAAUCAUUAUGAGGUAAUUAUUUUUAAUAUUCAAUUAGUUAACUCGCAAAGAUCUCAUGAUAAAGAAUUUAAAGAAGUAAAAAAGAGCAUUAGAAAAAGAAGGAAAAAUUGAUGAAGCAAAUGCGUAAUUAAAGUAAUUUAACAAUUUUAGUUAUAAUUUCUUUCCACUUACCUAUCAUUUACCUAGUGAAUAUCCUAUCUUUAAUGAAGAAUUUAAAAAGUAAGGAGAAAAUAAAACUGCAUGGAUUAUGAAACCAGUAAAAAAUUUAUUUAAUUAUCUUUUAUAGAUAGGUAAAUCUUAAGGAAGAGGCAUAUUCUUAUUUAACAAAAUAUCAUAGAUUUCUUAAUGGAAGAAUCAAGUUAAGUUUAAUCCUGAAAAUCCCUCUGCAGAAUCAUACAUAGUUUAAAGAUAUAUUGCUGAUCCACUUUUAAUUGGAGGCAAAAAGUUUGAUACUAGAAUCUACUUAUUGUGUACAUCUUAUUCCCCUUUAACUUUAUAUUUAUAUCGUACAGGAUUUGCUCGUUUCACUCAUCAUAGAUAUAAUAAUGAUGAUAUCACAAAUGCUUGUAUACUUAUUGCAUGAAGAUUUAGAUGUACAUUUAACAAAUGUGGCCAUCCAAAAGAAUUCAGAAAAUUAUGAUGAAAAAUUAGGAGGUAAAUGGGAUUUAUAAAAAUUGAAACUAUUUUUAAUGACAAAGUAUGGAUAGGAUAAGGUUUAAGAAUGUUUUUAUAAUGUUCAAUAAUUAAUGAUUAAAUCUUUAUUAGCAGUUCAAAAAAUUAUUAUAAAUGAUAAACAUUGUUUUGAAUUAUAUGGAUUUGAUAUCUUAUUUGAUUCUCAAUUAAAGCCUUGGCUUUUGGAAGUGAAUGCAAGGUAUAAAACAAGUAAAUUAACAAAAGUCCUUCAAUGACAUCUAAUACACCAAUUGAUUUUGAAUUAAAAUGUGGAUUAUUAGAUGAUGUUUUUACAAUUAUUGAUCUUGAAAAAAUAUUAAAUGGAAAUGAGGAAUAAAUUGGAGGCUUUGAUUUAAUUUAUAAAGGAGGUCCUAUAAAAAAUAAUUAUAAUUGUUCUUCAAUAUCAUUUCUUGGUACUUUUAAUAAUAGAAAAAUAUAAUUGAAGAAAUUAGCAAAGACAUGUGGUAAAUAAUUAUGAAUAUUAAUCUUAAGCAUUAAAUAUGGCCCAUGGGAUUGAUAAGUAAUAAAUUCAAAGUUCUGAAGGAACUAAAAAGGAUAAGGAAGAAAAAGAGAAGUAAAUGAGAAGUUCAUCAAAGAGUUCAUAAAUUACAUAAGUAGUAUUUUUGAAUUGAUAAAAGAACUAAAAUAAUAUAAAUAAUGGAGUAAUCAAUAUUAAAAGAAAUUCUACAGAUUUACCUAUUUUAAUGAAUAAAUAAAAUGCAAUAAGGAAAUUGGCUUUACAAAAUAGUCAACAAAAAUAGAAAAUAUAAAUAUAACAAUAAAAAGGGGAAUACUAAAUUUCAAAUUAAAAUAAAGUGUAUGAGAAUUAGUUAUUAAUUUAGAAUAUCUUAAUUAAAUAAUUCUUCAUUCAGUCCAAAUGUUAAAAUAGAGAUUAAUUCAAAUCAGUAGAAUAAUAAUAUACCUAAGGAUAGUUUUAGAACUUUACCAAAAAUAGUAAAAGAUGAAUCUUAUAUUUCAGAUGUUUGA
Paramecium primaurelia is the source of this 1941-nucleotide messenger RNA. The record is from the annotation of a GenBank genome assembly. Lineage: Eukaryota; Ciliophora; Oligohymenophorea; Peniculida; Parameciidae.